GGACCUGCUCUUGUCGUGAGCUACGUGCAGAGUUCACAUCUACCACCAAAUAUCUCAAUCGACCAUCCCAUGAAGACGUAUAUCAGGAGCGCGCACAUCUCACCAGUCUCAAGCGAUCCGGAGAGCGCAUUUACUUUGUUUUACGAGCGUCAGUGAACUUACAGCCCGCGAUGCUUGCGUUUAUACGAUUAUUGAUUUGCUAAUAAUGCGUACGGACGUGUGCACGUUUAAAGCCUUGAUUUGAUUCGUUUGUGGUCGGUUGAUAGAAGGUGUGUGUUAUAUCGCGCUGAAUUUGAGCUCUUUCGUCUGUUUGGGUUUGUGAUCGAGGGAGGAGUGGCAGGGAAACGGCUGGCUCCUGAAUUCUGAUUCCUGCCUAAAAUCCACAAAGAUGAUAUAUCUGCCAGUGUUAUCCAUGACCUCAGAUUUACAGCAUUACAGUUUCAGGAUGCCGAAUAUAGGGUUCCAGAACCUUCCCCUCAAUAUCUACAUUGUGGUCUUUGGGACGGCCAUUUUCGUCUUCAUUCUUAGCCUACUCUUCUGCUGUUACCUGAUUCGGUUACGGCAUCAGGCACACAAAGAGCUCUAUGCAUACAAGCAGGUUAUUCAAAAGGAAAAGGUCAAAGAAUUAAACUUGCAUGAGAUUUGUGCGGUGUGUUUGGAGGAAUUCAAGCAGAAAGAUGAGUUGGGAAUCUGCCCGUGUAAACAUGCCUUUCACAGAAAGUGCCUUAUUAAAUGGCUGGAGGUGAGGAAGGUAUGCCCGCUGUGCAACAUGCCCGUCUUGCAGCUGGCGCAGCAGCAGACCAUGUCCGAAUCCGUGCCCCCAACGCAGCAGCCUCUGCCCGGAGUGGAGAACCUGGUGUAACCCCUCCUGUUUCUCCUAAAAAUGCGACCACCACUACCUUCACACUCCCUCCUGUACAGGUACACGCUCACAUCCAAGGACAGAGCGCAGGAUUUGUGCCCCGAGCCACGGUGACCUGCGACCUGCACACGUUCAUGGCCUGCCUCGGUGGCUUUACAAAGGAUUUGUUUUUUCCAAAUUACAAUAAUAGAUGAUUCACUCAAUCUAUCUUAUUCGGGCUACGUUUUUCCCCUCCCCGUGGGGUAAUGAAGAAGAAUUGAGUUUACUUGGCCAAGCCAUGAUUAAAGUAACCGUUCCAACACCAAAGCACUUUUUUUGAGGACACCAGAGAGAGGCCUAAAAAAAUAACAUUAAAAAUACAUUAAGAAAAACUGAAAUUACUUUUUAAUUUUUUUGUUUUUGUUUUUUUAACAAGCACUUUACACAAAACUCAAACCUAGUUGCUUGUGAUAGUAGCAAGAUCUUCUUUUCUAUUUUAUGAUUUCAAACUUUUUUUAGAGCCACAGAGCAAACCAUCGGUUUUAUUUUAUUAGAGAGGUUUACGUUUAUACUGUAUAUUAAAGGGAUAGCAGCUCUUCGGUGUGUAUAUGUUUGUUUGUGUGAGUGUUUAUGUGUCGACGGUCAGUAGAAUGGCUGUAUCGAUGGAUACGGUUCGCAGUGACCUUUAGCUGGUGGCCAAAACAAGGUCAGGAUGUGACCCAGCAGUAUUUGAUCAGUGUCUUUAUAUUUGAAAUGCUUUUUAACUGAGGGCUGUGUUGAAUACGCACAAAUACACACACAUCAGUACCUUUGAGUUCAAGGCCUAAAAAAAAAGUCUAAAGCAAAGGUUAAAAAACAAAACUAAAUAAAUAAAUUAAAAAAACAGCGGUCUGCUUACUUCUCUAAACCCCAUAUGUGUGUGUGUGUGUAUAUAUAUAUAUAUAUAUAUAUAUAUAUAUAUAUAUACACACACACACACACAAUUUAUUUAACAAAUUUAAUAUGUUUAAUUUCUAGAUGCAAAUCAUAUUAUGCCUGCCAAAACUUACUGCUCUAAACCCCUUCAUAGUUAAAGUAUUAGUCAGUUUCUGGCACAACGAGUCUUACGUUUUUUUACAGAUGUGUUACAGAACUAAUGGAAAUAGUUGCAAAUUAAAUGAGGGCUUUUAAACAAAUUUAAACCGAACAAAAUGUCCCGAGUUUGUCUUUUUAUGAAUUACUAUUUAUUCGCCAGGUACUGCUGAGAUGUAUUAUAUUUUCUUAGACAUUACAAAUCUCACGCGAAGCUGUAGCUCUAUGCAAAACAGCCUAUGUGUGCGCGUGUGUGUGUGUGUGUUUGUGUUCGUACUGGCUCUCAUAUUGUGCUGCAUAGCUUUCUGAAAAUAUACUUGGCAUAAAGCCCCAGAUCUGUCUCCCAAGAAAUAUUAAUAAAUUAAAUGCCUCUCUAGUGAGGCAAAUCAAACUAGACGGGCUACAGGAACAAACUGAGAUUUGACCUGAAGUCACACACACACACACAAUCUAGUAUCAUUCCAGCAUCUUCCAGCACAACGCAGAAUCCUCAGCCAUUAAGAUCAAUGAGCAGCAGGUGGAUUCAGUCAGCAGGAAAGGCCGCUCUUUAUUCUUUGUAAUAUAAUAGAAGCUCUGGCUCUUUCCUGCUCUAUUAUACCGCUAUUUUGCAGGGUCAUCCCAGCAACCUGCCACAGGGGUCCGGCGGGGUCUCUGAGCCCUCCGUGUUAAGCCACUCUAGAAGGGAAAUGUGUAUGAUAUUUUGUAAAUGUGCUGGCCGCAACACCACAAGCGAUGCCAGAUGUGAAAACAAGCAGAAUUAAACUAAAUCAGCGCUGGUUAGGUUCGAAGUGCCGAUUAAAUGGUUUACUACCCAUUCAUUGCCAAGCAAACUGCCCACCACAUUCUGAAAUGUAUCUUUGUGUUUUUUUUUCGAAGGCUAGACACAGAUUGUGAAUCAAGAGCUUAUUUAAUUUUAAUUUAUUUUAACUUUCGUUUGCAUAUGCUGAGUGUGUGAAGAAACGAAAAGACAUUUCUUUCGGCUUUUUUUUCUUUGUUAACUUGGUUUGCUCUGGUACUGUCUUAACAAAAAAUGUAUAACACUGAGGGUCUCCUUUAGACUUGUUAUUCCUUAUCAUGGACAAAUACUGUCGAGUCCUAAAUUAGGAUCUCUCUUUCGUCUCUGUGGCGUUUGUAACACAGCGGGUCUUAAAGAGUCACUCUGAUCACGAAUGUAUGCAUAUGGAGAGCUGUGGUUCAACCGUGUCAAUAUAAUGUGAAAGUAGUCGAUUGUGUCUAAAAUCAAGAAUUACAUUACUGCACUUUUUCAUAUUCUUCCGUUUUGGCGGCCUCUGCUUAGAGGCGGAACUGAAAUGGGGCAAAAAAAAGAAAAAGAAAAAAAAAAAGUUAUUUAUUGUGUGCUUACGUUUAAAACCCGUAACAUUUCAGUAGUACUUUUUAACAGCUCUACGUUAGUGCUAAUGCAGAUUAAGGCUUUGUGGGGAUUGUUAAAAACUGUUUCACAACAUAUCUAGAAAACUGGAGGUCAAAUAAGUGUUUAUACUGGAGCGAUAGGUUACAUUUUUUGCUCAAAACUAUUGUUUUUCUACUGAUCAUUACUGUGAGUGCCAUAUUUGGUCGACCAGUUAUAGUCUGAAAAGGCAAAAUUGCAACUUCUGUUUGUUCCUAAAAGGCUUUUUAGACUAGAUAAAAGAUUUUAUUGUGGGAAAAAAAGUCUGUUGGGAAGAUAUUGGCAGUAAUUCUGUAAAGAUAGAAAGAGUCACUAAGGCACAUGAUGUAAUUGAAAUAUUUGUAUAAUUUCUAUCAAAACUGAACUGCCAAUGAACCGCUGUGACAAUUGGACAUCCUUUCAGCUCCUCACCUCAUUCUGAUCUUUACCUAAUCUUGCUCCACCCCUCAUUAUUGUGACCUCACAGAUGUAAACACGAGCCCCACCCCUUCUCACCACAGUCUCGUUUUAACACUGCUAAUGUUUGUGAAUCUCACAAACAUGUUUGUAAAAGUAAGAAUUCUGCAGCAGAAUAUUUUCUGUACAGUAUUUGUAAACUAUAUUUUUGUAUAUUUAAUCAACAUUUUGAAGAAAAUUAAAAAAAAAUGCAAAGACGCUUUUUUUUUUCCUUACGCUAAUUUUGUGUUACAUUCAUUAAAAUAUGUUGCAUGUGACUGACUUGAAUUGUAAAUAAAGUUGCCAAGUUUUUGAAAUAAA
Molecule: messenger RNA, 4076 nt
Organism: Puntigrus tetrazona (Sumatra barb)
Lineage: Eukaryota; Metazoa; Chordata; Actinopteri; Cypriniformes; Cyprinidae
Gene: rnf24
Product: ring finger protein 24
Exons: 7
Coding region: 389-862 (157 amino acids)
Cellular component (GO): endomembrane system
Molecular function (GO): zinc ion binding; ubiquitin protein ligase activity
Source: RefSeq, a predicted model, not a curated record